Cephus cinctus (wheat stem sawfly) is the source of this 1503-nucleotide messenger RNA. RefSeq lists its product as uncharacterized. The record is from RefSeq and is a predicted model, not a curated record. The transcript has 4 exons. Lineage: Eukaryota; Metazoa; Arthropoda; Insecta; Hymenoptera; Cephidae. Bases 765 to 1328 code for a protein of 187 amino acids.
UAUACUGUAACGUGGCGUCAGGACGACAGAUUCAAAAGCUCCACACUUCCGCGCGCUGCCGACAGCACGGCGGUGCCUCCGGCCUCCAUCUCUAAGGAUUUCGUUGGUCCGUGGUUCGGGAGCAGGUAACGGCGGAAAGUAGUAGACCGGUAGCGUAGGCACGGGGCCCUUUUGGGUUGAGAGCCCCACGCAAGUGGUGCCCAACCGCCGGGAGGCACUAUCGUUACCCCGGGAACUUUGCCCGAUUACAGUUUGCAGACGCGGAAGAUCCGUGUGUACGGACUCGGGUGUCCGGCAGACCGCGAGAAAAAGAAUUCUUCUUCCGUGCUUGAACGAUAGUCGAACUAUCGGAUAAUCGGGGAUCGCGCCUAUCGGGAUUUCUCCCAGAGAACCAUGGCUACCGUUUUUUCUUUUUUAAUAUAGUGUCAGUGCAUGGCCGAGUGUGUGAGACAUCGAGUGCGCAGUAGACGCCUCGUGGAGCCGGAACGCGGCACCAUGAAAGUGGGCGAAAGGAAGACUGCUGUCGGUGUUUUGAUUUUUUAAAGGAUUUAUGGAACUGCCAAUUUUCGAACCGCGAGAAAGGAAGUAAACGACCACGAGACACGCAAGAAGUUUGAUUCCUGGUUGAGACUGGCGACAUCACUGAAUCGCAGAUUGUGUAGAUAUAAACACGAUGAGAAUAUAGCGUAGUCAUCGAUUUCAAGAUGUCACAAGUCGGAUGAGCUCAGUUUAACUGUAACUUUCUUGAGGAAGAGGAGGAUGACAUGGUAGCGACUGCCUCCGGAACUGUGCAAACACUCUUCGACUUUACGCGUUCAGAUCAGCUCACAAAUUGGACCGAAAAUUCCGACACAAUCAAAAGUACGGGCAUGUCGAAGGCCAUUCUAGUCCUGCAGAAGACUCAAGUUUUCCAACGGGCUAUACUGUUCACUCUGUUCAAUCCGCAACCGAAUGGCUCUGGAUUUGCUGCAGUACGUUGCGAGACGACCUUCAACCUCAGCGAUUUCAACAACAUAAUACUUAAAUGUCGUGGACAGGGAAUGAAUGUUAAAUACAAAAUGCUAUUAAGGCACAAGGGUCUGGGAAAGGAUUCGGCAGUCUACGGACAAAUCUUCACGGCGCCAGAGGGUGAACUCGCACCCGUAAAACUACCACUGGCCGAAUUCAAACCUUACCACAGAGGUCAAGAGUUGUCUCUUCAAUCUCAUCCCUUAGACACAUCAACCAUUACUAACAUCGGCAUCAAGAUCGACAAUGGACCGUAUCUGCCAGAAAAUCAACCAGGAGUGGCAGCGUUGGAAAUUGACUGGAUCAAAGCUACUAAGUGAUCUACAGUAAUCCAGAUCGCCCUUACCUACUGAUCUAAAUUGUCAUCAUAAAAGAAGGAACUGUUGAAAAUCUACUUGGGAGGAUCUUGUGAAUCUUGAGAUUGUUAUUGUUAUCGUAUAUAUAUGAUAUUUUGAUUGUACAAAUAUUAAUAAAAUCAAAAUUAGAUUUAUCAUA